Molecule: messenger RNA, 1212 nt
Organism: Erythranthe guttata (spotted monkey flower)
Lineage: Eukaryota; Viridiplantae; Streptophyta; Magnoliopsida; Lamiales; Phrymaceae
Product: aspartic proteinase nepenthesin-1
Cellular component (GO): extracellular region
Source: RefSeq, a predicted model, not a curated record
AUGGCUAAAAUAUUGCACCUUCUACUUGUUCUCUUUCUAUCUCUUCUCCAAAGAUGUGUAUUUUCAGAUCAAUCACAAGGUUUCAGCCUGAAUCUCGUCCGACGAGAAAUAACCGACACCGAUAUUUUCCCCGACACCAUUCGGCCCCGGAUCACCCGGUCCUCGUACUUGUACACCAUCGAUGCGUCAAUAGGCACGCCGCCGAGGAAAAGGACCUUCAUCUUCGACACGGGGAGUGAACUAACAUGGACGCAGUGCACGCCGUGCGUCCACUGUUUCAAGCAAGACUACCCCUUAUUCGAUCCCAAAACGUCGACCUCCUACAAAAGACUAACCCCGAGUCACGCCCUCGCGCGAUUCUUCCAACGCUCCAACAACGGGGAGUGCGUCUUCAACAUGAUGUACAUGAGCGGCGAAUCGUCGUCCGGCAUUGCAUCGGUCGAGACCUUCACUUUCACAUCGAACAAACGUGGGGCCGAGAGUGUAAAAGGGGUCGCUUUCGGAUGCUCGAACAACCAUCGAGGCGAAAUCUCUAGCAACACUGCGGUAACCGGGAUCAUGGGCAUGAACCGGUCCCCUCUCUCCUUAAUUAGUCAAAUGGGCACAAAAUCGGCUCGACGAUUCUCUUAUUGCCUCCCGAAACUUAGUUCCCCCGUUAAAUCGACAUUUCUUAGAUUCGGAAACGAUAUCAAGGACAAAGGAAGUUUCCAGAAGACCAGUUUUCUUACCUCGGGAAGCGACUACAAUGUGAGAUUGCUGGCCAUAAGCAUCAACGGUCGACAAUUGAGCCUUCCAUGGGGGGCUUUAUCGAAGGGAUGUGUAUUGGAUGUGGGUAGUGGUGCAUCUAAUAUCGAGAUGGGGGUUUAUAACGUCGUUUUGAGCGUGCUUAGAGAAUAUUUCGAUAGGUUUAACCUCACGAGGGUUAAUGAUAUUCCGAGUCCUCUAGGGGAUUUGUGCUACCGCGUACAACGGGCAUUUAGAAGCUACCCGAGUAUGGUUCUUCAUUUCCAGGGGUCAAAUUUUGAGAUUGGGGCGGCAAAUUUGUUCCGUUUUCGAGACGAUUACUUUUGCUUGGGGAUGUUCGGAAGGCAGGGUAUGUCGAUGACGAUGCUACUUGGAGCUUAUCAGCAACAAAAUGUGAGAUUUGUAUAUGAUGUUGGCAAUGGAAAACUCUUGUUUGGUAAGGAGGACUGCUCCCAGGAUAAAGCUUGA